Molecule: messenger RNA, 943 nt
Organism: Lindgomyces ingoldianus
Lineage: Eukaryota; Fungi; Ascomycota; Dothideomycetes; Pleosporales; Lindgomycetaceae
Exons: 3
Coding region: 1-780 (259 amino acids)
Source: RefSeq, a predicted model, not a curated record
AUGGGAAGCGAAAUCGAGGAACUCAAGAAGUUGGUUGAACAGUUGCAGAGUCAGGUGACACGAUUGAGUGACCAGGAGGAAGUUCGCAAGCUUCAAUACAAGUAUGGCUACUAUCUUGACAAAUGCUUGUACAAGGAGGUUGCCGACCUCUACUCGAACCACCCGGAUACGUGCGUAGAGUUCCUCGGGGGUCGCUACAAUGGCAAGGACGGCGUACAGCGGCUGUAUAUUGGCCGCUUCGCAAAAGCCUUCGUAAAUGGCCGUAAUGGCCCUGUCCAUGGUUUCCUUCUCGAUCACCCUCAGAUCCAGGGCAUCGUUGAUGUUAAUCCUGAGGGCACCCGCGCGAAGGGCCGCUUCCGAUCCAUGAUGAGCGCCGGCACUCACGACUCAGUAAAAGACACGCACCCUCGAGGGCUAGUACAGUGGUGGGAAGGAGGUAUCUACGAGAACGAGUACAUCAAGGAGGAUGGCAUAUGGAAGAUCUUCAGGCUGAAGUACUUUCCGUUCUGGCACGCCACCUUCGAGAAGGGCUGGUCUCACACGAAGCCCAACUACGUCCCUUUCCUCAAGACGCUAUAUCCCGAGGAUCCGAAUGGGCCGAACGAGCUUUGCGAGAACCCUAUGCUCUGGCCGGACUGCCGUGUCGUGCCGUUUCACUAUACCCACCCAAUUACAGGGGUACAGGUUGCUGAUGACGACCUUAGAGCUCCAGAGUAUGGCAAAGAUCCUAGCACCGGUGCACCCCCAUUGACGCUGAGCAAGCCUAAGUCAGAGACGUAGAUAUCUUUUUAUAUGAAGAACGAAUCGUGUUUCUUGACUUGAGCUUUAGUGCCACUGCUCCAUUUUGCGAUGACUACGAUUCAAGUAACUACUUUGGUCAACCCCUCGAUGGCCUCAUGCCUCAUGUACCCUUCAUUUUCAAAGAAUAAAAACGUUCUGCUUG